CGGGGUUUUCGAAGCCGGUGUCGGUGAGGUGUACAUGACGCCAUUUUGACGUGACAAGCGGUGACAGAGAACUCUCCAGAAAGCCUCAUUGACGAGUUGACCUAAUUCAAAAAGAGAUUCCUUUUAUAACAAGCGACAAUCCUGAAAGGAUGGGGAACAUCUUUGUGAAUCUCUUUAAAGGCCUCUUUGGGAAGAAGGAGAUGAGGAUCCUGAUGGUGGGCCUGGAUGCUGCCGGCAAAACCACCAUCCUGUACAAACUCAAGCUGGGAGAGAUCGUCACCACCAUCCCUACGAUCGGAUUUAACGUGGAGACGGUGGAGUACAAGAACAUCAGUUUUACAGUGUGGGAUGUGGGCGGUCAGGACAAAAUCAGACCCCUGUGGAGACACUACUUUCAGAACACACAAGGACUGAUCUUUGUAGUGGACAGCAACGAUAGAGAGCGAGUAAACGAAGCGAGGGAGGAACUGACAAGAAUGUUGGCAGAAGACGAACUGCGCGACGCCGUUCUCCUGGUUUUCGCAAACAAACAGGACCUGCCCAAUGCGAUGAAUGCAGCUGAGAUUACAGAUAAACUCGGGCUGCAUGCGCUGCGCCUUCGCAACUGGUACAUCCAGGCCACGUGCGCAACCAGUGGAGACGGACUGUACGAGGGCCUCGACUGGCUCUCCAACCAGCUGAAGAACCAGAAAUGAACCAUUCCACCCAUCCUGUGUGUGUGUGUUUGUGUGUGAGUGUGGGUGUGAGGGAAAUAGAGAGAGAGAGAUGUUGGUCUUGCCUAAACCAUGACUGGCAUACACAGUAUAUUUUUUUUCCUGUGUGUGUGCGGGUGUGUUUGCAGACACACCAUUUUACCAACUCAAGUGUGUUUGUGGUUUAGACAUGAGACUGUCAUUCAGCACAAACCUCAAUAUUCUUUAGUCUUUCAUAAGGGUUUUGGCUUUGCUGCCUCCCGUGUGUGUGUGUGUGUAAUCGUGUGAUUCUGAGUGCAACUGUUCCCUUCUAGUGUGUAUGAGAGCAAGAGUGUAAUAGGACCAUACUGUAGGUAUACAUAUUAUAACCCUACGUUCACGCUAGCAAGCCACAUGCGCGUACGUGACGAGACCUUUUUGUGUCAUCGUACGUGGCUGUUAGCUCGCUUUGCUAAUAUGCUGUUAUUUAAUUUGUUUGAAGCUGUGUAUCAUUAACAGUUUUUUUUUGUACCUUCAAGAAGGUCCCACACAAGCAGUUGCUUAACACCUACGAGAGACAAACUACAAGUUACUUGCUAGCGUGAACGCGGGGUUUCGAUGCGGAGACAGAUGACGAUGUUGUCAGUCCACUCAGAGCCACGAACGAAAAUGAACGAUUGUCUGCGGAUGUUUAAGUUAUUCCUAAAUUUUGAGGUUUGUUUUAGUUUUUUUUUUUUCAUGUGCAAGUCUUUUAUUUAAUUGCUUUAACAACUGAAACGCGAGACCGAGUAUAGCUUGUGCACGUUUCGUUUACUGUUAGCUGAACCAUUAUUUUUUUUGUUUAACUACUUUAGUUUGUUGGAUUUGUUUAUUUAUUUGAUGAAGGUCAGUCAAGCAAGUUAAGGAAUGGAAGAAUGGAACAAAAAGCAGAUGUUGCUCUCCAAAAUAACGGCAAAGAUAUGGACGGUGGCUUCAGUAGCGUCGGUUGUCCGUGACUCUAAUAUGUGUAUCUGCGGUUCAGCUUGAGGACGGACCCUGGCGUGCCUUCAAAACCAUUCUUUUAUAUUGUCUUUCUCUCUCUCUCUCUGUCUCUUUCUCUAUCUCCCUCCCCUCUGUCUCUCCCUCUGUCUCUCUGUCUCUCCCUCUGUCUCUUUCUCUCUCUCCCUCUGUCUCUCUCCCUCUAUCUCUCUCCCUCUGUCUCUUUCUCUGUCUCCCUCUCCCUCUCCCUCAGUCUCCCUUUCUCUCUCUCUCCCUUUAAAACUCUCUCUCUCUCUCUCUCUCUCUCUCUCUCUCUCUCUUUCUCUUUUUCAUUCUUAAAUGUGGCAGAGGAGGAAGGAUGGGUUUGAGACCUUGGUGGCGAUUUUGCCUUCAAUACAUUGAAAGAUUUUCAAAAUGGCUGAAGUUUAAAAAGAAGCGCAGUUUAAUAUUCAUUUGUAAAAAUGACCUUCAGUUCUCUGUUUACGUGGCUGCGUAUUUCUAAUACACACGAACGCUGGUUGUUAGGCCUGUUACAACUUAGCAUGUUAGCUAGCUACGUAGUUCCUUUAAGAUGUAGCAGGCCUUGUCAUUACGCUUUAUGAGCUGUUCACGUGUCAUAACAGGGCAUGUUGAAAGCAUUACUGGAGAACUGGAUUAUUUGGUUCCUUUCAAUAAGUCCACCAAUAGUGUUACAGGCAUGUUGACUUUGGGGCAGACUUUUAUUCUAUUUAAAUAAUGAAGAACAUCAGCCUUGGUGUGUGUGUGUGUGUGUGUGUGUGUGGCAGGAAGGACACUGUAACCUGUAUCAGGUUGGGAAGAUCAUUUUCCAUCCUCGAUUGUACUUUGCAUCAUUUGAAGAAUCACAUCUUCUCUUUGUUUUUGUUGUUUAUUUUUUUUCCGAGUGAAGGAUCGAGACGAGACGGAAGAAUCUGUCUGGGUUCUUGACCGUACACUUGACCGUACACUUGACCGUACACUACCUUUCAACCGAGCACAAUCACAAUACAUUCCCAUCUCCCUUGUACUUUUCAACUUGUUUUAAUUAAAUAAAUAAAUAAAUAAACAAAA
Messenger RNA from Tachysurus vachellii, 2717 nucleotides. RefSeq names its product ADP-ribosylation factor 2b (gene arf2b). The transcript is spliced from 5 exons. Lineage: Eukaryota; Metazoa; Chordata; Actinopteri; Siluriformes; Bagridae. Gene Ontology annotation, cellular component: plasma membrane; cytoplasm. The record is from RefSeq and is a predicted model, not a curated record. Gene Ontology annotation, molecular function: GTP binding; GTPase activity. Gene Ontology annotation, biological process: vesicle-mediated transport; intracellular protein transport. The coding region runs from base 150 to 695 and encodes 181 amino acids.